Acanthopagrus latus (yellowfin seabream) is the source of this 1209-nucleotide messenger RNA. Its product is annotated as interferon-induced protein 44-like. The transcript is spliced from 8 exons. Bases 43 to 921 code for a protein of 292 amino acids. The record is from RefSeq and is a predicted model, not a curated record. NCBI's taxonomy places the organism in Eukaryota, Metazoa, Chordata, Actinopteri, Spariformes, Sparidae.
UUCACUUUGUACCCAUACAACAACAAUAUCAACAACACAGCCAUGGGGAAAGGACACUCCAAAUCUCAUGCGCCCGAACCAACAAAAACAAACUUUCUCAGCAAACCAUGGAGGGAAAUAAACUGGGGAGACAAACAGAGCGUUCUGCAGUUUGUGAAGAACUUCAAACCUCAUGUUGAAGGUCAGCAGAUCAGGAUUCUUCUUCAUGGACCAGAAGGAGCUGGAAAGUCCAGUUUCAUCAACUCUGUCCAGAGCGUCCUACUAGGCGAAAUGUACACGCAGGCUUUGGAGGAUAACAUUGGUCAUGACAGUUUCACCAAAAAGUACACAACCUACAAGAUCCAGAAAGAAGACCCACAGUCCUUCUACCCGUUUGUCUUCAAUGACAUCAUGGGCUUGGCGCCAACCAAAGGAGUCCAUGUGGACGACAUCAAACUGGCUCUGAAGGGGCGUGUGAUGGACGGUUACAGGUUCAAUCCUGAAUGGAGGCUGUCAGAGGAUGAUCGGCUCUAUAACAACUCUCCAGAUGACAAUGACAAAGUGCACGUUCUGGUCUGUGUUGUUCCUGCAAGCACACUUUCUCAGAUGAAUGACAAAACUGUGCAGAAGAUUCGGGACAUCAGGAUGGAAGCCAGUGCUCUGGAUAUUCCUCAAGUGGCCAUUGUCACCAAAAUUGAUGAAGUCUGUCCUGAAAUUAUGGAAGAUUUACAGAAUGUCUACAAGGUCGAGUACAUGAAGGAAAAGAUGCAGCAGUUCAGUGCAGAGGUGGGGAUCCCCAUGAAGAGCAUCUUCCCUGUGAAGAACUACCAUGAUGAGAUAAACCUCAACAACGACAUCGACUCACUGAUUCUGAGCGCCAUGAAACACAUCAUCACCGCUGGAGAAAACCACGUCAACUUCAAGAAGAAUCAGUCUGGAUGAUCAGGCACAUGGGCUUAAUCACAGCAUAAAUUAUGUCAAAUAAUAAUCAGUGACAUUAACCUGCAGCAUCUCAAUCCUGUGCAUGACUUCAUUACUCUUAACUAUGCUUAUCUGUUUGUACGUGCUUUAGUUUAACUGUGAUAUUAGAUAUGGCUGAUCAGAUUUAACGUUGAGUUGGAAUGAAAAAUGUCUUUAACCCGUCAAAAUUACAUCCACAGUUUUAUUGUGCACCUUUUCAACAACUGUUUGCCAAAAUAAAGACAAAUAUUAAAUUUGUUCCUAUUUUUA